Molecule: messenger RNA, 1842 nt
Organism: Spinacia oleracea (spinach)
Lineage: Eukaryota; Viridiplantae; Streptophyta; Magnoliopsida; Caryophyllales; Amaranthaceae
Exons: 6
Coding region: 505-1629 (374 amino acids)
Source: RefSeq, a predicted model, not a curated record
AAAAAAAAUUGUGCUAGGAGGGCCCCUAAGUUCCCUACUCUAAGUGAAACUCCCUCCCGCCUUCCACGACCAAGCGACCAACCAAUGAUCCGAAAUGAAAACGAAACCCAGAAACAUGGAAUUUGGAACCUUCCUAACUAAUUACAUGAUCAUCCUUUCUCUCUCUUCUUCUCCUGAAUAAUUUCGGAGUCCCAAUUUCUAAUCAAUUUACACUCUCCUGUUUACCAGUUCUUUCUGUUAUAUAAUAUUAAUAUUUUACUCUUCUAUUUAUAAUUUCGGAUUGCAUUUAUUUUAAUUUGUUUGGAGUUAAAACCCAACUCCGAAUUCAACUGCAUUCCGUUGAUCAAUAUCAAUACGGGUUACAAUGCAUUAGUUCUAAUUGUAUUAGGAAAACCUAACACGAGUUAAGUUGUAGUAUACAAAAUCAUCUAUUUUUUUUGGAAUUUUCGAUUUUUGGGAGGGUGAGAAGAGAGAAAGACAGAGAGUGCGAGCGUGGUAGCAAAGAUGAUGCUGCACUAUAAUGGUUUUUCAGGGCUUAAGACCAAAAGGAUUGUAUUUGAAAACGUAUUCAGUGUGCUUGAUUCUGCAAGUCUCGAGCAUUUGAAAGAACUAACUGCAAAGCGUAGAUUAAUUGAAGAAUCUGUUAAUGCUACCAGUAACAUCACAGAAGCUACUGCAAGGGAGAUGUCUGGAGGCCUGACUUCUCGUAGUCAACAGGAUAUCCAGAAACUGGAACAGUAUCUGCCAAUAUUAGGGAAUUUCAUCGUCCAAGUUGAUUCAAUUAGUCGAAACAAAAAUUUGUUAAUUUCACAGCUGAAAAUACAGUGGAGUAGCACCCUUUGUUCUUCCAAGUUUAGAAUUGGUAGUCCAAAGUUUAUCCAGAUCAAUAGCCUGAAUUAUGAACUUGGGAUGUCUCUUUUCCUGUAUGGUGUAACUAUCCGUGAGCGGGCUAUUGAACUUCUUUCAGAAGAUAUGCAGCAGUCCGCCAGUCUUUUGAGAAAAGCAGCUGGAGUUUACAACUAUUUGAAUGCUCAAGUCCUUCCACUGUUGCAGUCUAUCUUGCCACCAGAGAAGCCACCUGAAACUACAGCCAAUGUCGCUUCUGCCAUGAAUAGUAUUUGCUUGGCUGAGGCUCAGGCGAUAGCCAUAAGAAUUGCAGAGAAGCAGGGAUUGUCUGAUGGUGCUCUAUCAAAAUUGCACUUUGGAGUUAAACAGUUUUUGGAUGAAGCAAGUUCUGUUCUGCAAUUAGGACCUAAAGAUAUUUCUCGUAGAUUUCUAGAGUAUAUAGUUUCAUGCAGUAACCUACAUGAACUGAGAAGUUAUAGGCACCUUGCUGAAAGCUACAAACAGUCAGAGCAAGUGGGAGUUGCUAUUGGCCUACUUAACGUUGCACUGAGAAACACAAAGACCUUGCCCGGGGAACAGUCUUGGCGAGAAAUUUUCAAAAAUGAAGUUAAUAAGAUAUCCCUUAUGCUUAAAAAGUACAAGGAAGAAAAUGAAUUUGUGUGGCAGCAUAAGAUCCUAUCGGAUUUUGAGCUGCCAUCCUUGGAAGGUAGAAAGGUUGUGAUCACCACUCCUUACCAACCUCAAAGAUGGCAAAGAGAAAUUGCUUUCAACAAAGGAGUUUAAACCAAAAUUACUUGUAUAGCAUAAUUUAUUGUGUACAAAAGAGUGAUUUCUUUUUGCUUGUGUAUACCAGCUGAGCCUGGAGUACAAAACCUAAUUUAACAAUUUUGGUAACUAAAAAACAUGAAAUUGUAUUCAAUUCAGAGAAACAUUCAUUAAAUAUUGAAAUAGGGGUAUUUUUAUGUAGGCAAAAUUAUCAAAAGUACAUUCUUUUUG